Molecule: messenger RNA, 2520 nt
Organism: Besnoitia besnoiti
Lineage: Eukaryota; Apicomplexa; Conoidasida; Eucoccidiorida; Sarcocystidae
Exons: 12
Coding region: 1-2520 (839 amino acids)
Biological process (GO): cellular response to X-ray; cellular response to gamma radiation; telomere maintenance
Cellular component (GO): Ku70:Ku80 complex
Molecular function (GO): double-stranded DNA binding; telomeric repeat DNA binding; DNA helicase activity
Source: RefSeq, a predicted model, not a curated record
AUGGCGUUUGACGCUGCGGUCGCCGCUCGGUUCCUCUUCGAAGAGGGCUCUGAGAGUGAGGAGAGCGACGACGAUCUCUUCUUUUCCGACGCGUUUUUCACCCGCGAAGCGCACGCGCCAGCCUCCGAGGCCUCGCCGCGCGGCACAGCACCCGCGGCCGCCUUUCAAGAUGACGAGGAAGACGCGGACGCGCGAGGAGGCAAGCAGCGUCGGCUGCUCGCGUCUCGCGAAGAAAUCAUCAUCUGGGCGGUGGACUGCAGCGCAGUGCCCGAGGAUCUCUUCCACCCGCGCAAAACGCACGCCAAGCAGGAAGCGGCCGCGGGCGAAAGCGAGUCUGUCGGCUUCACACAGACGCAAGAAGAAAACGAAACGACUCCGUGGACCGAAAUUAUGACCGCGUGCGCGACAUUUUUGAAGCGCAAAAUCAUCUCCGGGCAGCGGCUUGUAUUCGGGUUGUUCCUUACGGGGACCGAAGGCAGCCAAAACAGCCUGGGUUUCCCUCACAUCUGCGCGGCGUUCCCCUCAGUGGAAGAGGUCGACGUGCAGACAGUGCAGCGGGUUCAGGCUUUAAGCCGGUUGAGCAGAGAGGAUUUCACUGCAGAGUUUGGAGCGCCUGUCGCUCGCACCAAAACCGAAUGUCCGCCUCUCGCUGAUAUUUUUUGGCUCAUCAGCCACUCUCUCGGCGCGGCUUCCGUGGCUCACCGGCGAGGCAGCGGCCCGCGCUUUAUUCCGCAGCGCGUCCUCUUCUUCACGGCGGACGACGACCCCUGCAGAGACGUGGCUCGGGAGGCGCGCGACGCGGCGCUCCAGAGGCUGCGGGACAUGCAAGAAGACGGAGUCGAUUUUCUCCUCGUCCCCCUCGAGAGCCCCGGCGAGCCGCCGUUCGCCAUGGAGCGCUUCUGGGGCGACGCGCUGCUGCUGGAAGACAGCCUCGGACCUGAGGCCGGCGACGAAGGCCAUGCGAGCGCGGCGUACAAGCGACAAGUGCGGCUGCAAGUGGACGCGAUCAACGACAACAUUCGGCUAGUCGACCGCACGCAGCGGGUGUUGUCGCUCCUUUCUCUGCACUUGCGGCCUGCGCUGGAGCUCCCGGUGUGCUUGCUGAGCUCCGUGCGCGCGCAGCCGCUGCCGCGGCCGCAGGCGGUCCUGACUGCCGACGCCCGCCAGGAGCCUCUGGCGCCCGGUGCGACCCUCAAGCUGCUAGGGGAGGGCGCCGGCGGCGAGGCGGCCGCGCAGCGACGCGCGCCUGAGGGGGACUCCGACGAGGCGGAACCCGCGGGAGAGGGCCUACCUGCAGAAGACCAGGAGGAGAUGCUUGUGAAGAAAGUGCAGCUGCUGGGCCCUGAAGCCAUCCAGCCGUAUGCCGACGCGGGCGGCGAGAAGAUCGGCCUCCACUCUAAAGACAUGCAAGCUGUGAAGAACUUCGGCCCUCCAGGCUUGUGGCUCCUCUGCUGUCUGCCGGCCAAGUCGCUCCCUUACGAGCUGAACAUCGCCAGUCCCCUCUUCGUCACGACGGCGGUCGCGGCGGCCGCCGCGGCAGGGCCCGGCGCGGUCGCUGGGACAGGGAGAGAACAAGACAGGCUUUUCUCGGCCUUCGUCAUGACUCUCUAUAAGCGCAAACUUGCUGCUCUCGUGCGCUACGUGCCCAAGCACGGCUCUGCAGUGGCUCUGGCGGCGCUUCUGCCUCAGCUCGAAGAAGUUGACGAAGCAGGAAACACGCUGCAGGCGCCCGGCCUUCACCUCCUCCGCCUCCCGUUCGCCGAGGACAUUCGCAGCCUCCAGUUUCCGUGGGCGUCGCUUUCCUCCUCUGCCGCAGCUGAUUCUGAAGGGGCAAGGGAAGCAGUGGAGGACGAAGAGACCGGCGCAGACUCCAGAGCUUUGAGACGCGAGCGCGAAGAGCAAGUGCGAGACGCCAUGCGCGUCCUCGUUGACUUAUCUGUCGAGGAUUUCCAUCCGCACCAGCUCAGCAACGACGCUCUGCAGAGACACUUCGCCAUCAUCGAGGCCCUCGCGCUCGGGGCCCCCGAGGCGGACGUGCCGCCGCCUACCCUCGUACCCGACCAGGCCGUUUUGCAGAAACUCAGGGAUCCGAUUCUCAAGUGGAAAAAAAGCGUUUACGGCACUGCAGAUGAAGACUUCGUGCCGCCUACGCCGCGGUUCGUCGCAGCCGCCGCGGAGAAGAAGACGGCCUCAAGGUUCGCGGGUUCAGCGGGUUCGCCGAAGAAGAGACCGGCGCCCAGCGCCGCCUCGCCGCGCGCCCGUGGCGGCGCCGACGAGGACGACCGCGAGGGGGGCGAGGCCCGCGCCGCGAAGAAACCGAGAGAGGCCGGGAAAGGCAGAGACAGAGGGGGCAGUGUCACCGACGAGCUUUUUGAGCUCCUUUUCAAGGAUAAUCGGCUCGUGUCGCUGACAGUUGCGCAGCUUACCGCGUGGAUCCACUCAAAGGGCGAGCGGCCGAAGGGGAAAAAGGCAGACUUAGUGCAGCAGGCGGAGGGCAUAUGGGCGCGGACGCGAGAGUGA